GUCUGUCAUAACCUGAAAAUAAUGUUUCUAAAGCCUCUAAUACCCUCUCUUUGUAUAAUGUAAACAGCAUAGAGUAUGUGGAUACUUCAUUAAUUAUUACUUUUUCACAACACCGUACGUGUUUAUUAUUGCUCUGUUUUGCCAUUGGCUACAGAACGUAAAUAAACCCUUCUAAAACAAACUGCGGGGACUUUCCAAUCCAGAUACUUUUUUACUGCAGGAAGUUAGAAAAGUUUGAACUGGCCAACUUCCUGUCAAACAAGUUGUGUUAAAUUAGAACUCUCUCUCUGGGCAAGCGAGGCACAACACUAAUAUUUAAACGACAUGAUGCAUUACUUUAUAUCACGGUCCUAAAUAUUUACAAACAACGUUUUAUUUCUUAAGGUGCACCCCUUAUCUCUGCUAUCGACACCGGGGAGUUUUUCUGAAAGUCGACCUUAACAGAAAGUCAACGUGAAUCUCAGUCCAACCAAACUGUCUUGGGAGCUGCAAAUUACACAUUAGUUCUGGAUUCAGAUAAUUUAUAACACAUCUGGUUAGUCAACGACCUGAAAUCCAGACUGCUGUGGUGCAGUAAAGAGGAGCGGGCCAGAGCAGACGCUCUCUCUCUCUCUCUCUCUCUCUCUCUCUCUCUCUCUCUCUCUCUCUCUCUCUCGCGCUCUUUCUUUGUCUGCAAUCAGCUCAGACCCUCCAGGACCAGUACGGGGAUAGCCUCAGACCCAGCACAGACCCAGCACAGACCCAGCUCAGACCCAGCUCAGACCCUCCAGGACCAGUACGGGGAUAGCCACAGAGUCGGACGCCCAGGCUUCGUUUACAUUAAGCCCAGUCACCAGCAGGAUGACUCCAGGACCAGUGCUGUUACUGUGGGCUCUGGCCCUUCUAGCGACCGUGGCAAGCCAGGAGUAUGAGAACCGUAUGGAGAGCCAUAUCGACCGCUCUGUCCCCUGGAUCCACACCUUUCGCCAAGGGUUCAACUUCCAGUGUCCCCACGGAGAGGUGCUGGUGGCCCUGCAGAGUGUCUUCAGUGAGAAGGAAGGGUCCGACCGCCUCUGGGCCUUCGAGUGCCAGCAGACUCCCACCACCCUGGGGCAUCCCACAGAGUGCUGGUGGGACGACACUAACCGUGCCGGGAUGGAGUGGUCUUCAACAUGCGGCAACAAUGGCCUGGUGGCGGGGGUGAUGAGCAAGUACUUUGAGCCUGUCCUGGACCGCGAGUGGUCGUUCUACUGCUGUCGCUACAGCCGCCGCUGCCCCUACUCCUGCUGGAAAUCAUUGGAGGUGCCUGAGCAAUACAGAGAGGAGGGAGAGUUUGUCAUCCCCGGCUAUGGCUACUUCAUCAGAGGGGCUCAGACCACCUUCGAUGGAGUUCUCAGAGAUCGGCAGUGGAAGUACAUUGUGUGCAGAAUGACCGAUUUCGACUGUGAAUUUGAGAAUUUAUAGAUGUACAUUGAGACCCGGUAAACACGGCGAGAUGGCCACUGCUGUUUGGCGAAGAGAGUCCCGUGUGCAACAAACCGCUGUUCUACGACCAUCGACCAAACAGAUGCUUCCCUCUACAUGAAUUUGUCUUUCACUUCAACCACUAAAGUACGACGACACAAACCCACAAUAGCAACAGAUCCCCAGAGUCAUUAAGUCCAUUAUUCACAUCCCCUCCCAGGAUCAUUAAGUCCAUUAUUCACAUCCCCAGAAUCAUUAAGUCCAUUAUUCACAUCCCCAGAGUCAUUAAGCCCAUUAUUCACAUCCCCUCCCAGAAUCAUUAAGUCCAUUAUUCACAUCCCCAGAAUCAUUAAGUCCAUUAUUCACAUCCCCAGAGUCAUUAAGCCCAUUAUUCACAUCCCUUCCCAGAAUCAUUAAGUCCAUUAUUCACAUCCCCAGAAUCAUUAAGUCCAUUAUUCACAUCCCCUCCCAGAAUCAUUAAGUCCAUUAUUCACAUCCCCUCCCAGAAUCAUUAAGUCCAUUAUUCACAUCCCCAGAGUCAUUAAGUCCAUUAUUCACAUCCCCUCCCAGAAUCAUUAAGUCCAUUAUUCACAUCCCCAGAGUCAUUAAGUCCAUUAUUCACAUCCCCAGAAUCAUUAAGUCCAUUAUUCACAUCCCCAGAAUCAUUAAGUCCAUUAUUCACAUCCCCAGAAUUAUUAAGUCCAUUAUUCACAUCCCCAGAAUCAUUAAGUCCAUUAUUCACAUCCCCUCCCAGAAUCAUUAAGUCCAUUAUUCACAUCCCCAGAAUCAUUAAGUCCAUUAUUCACAUCCCCAGAGUCAUUAAGUCCAUUAUUCACAUCCCCAGAAUCAUUAAGUCCAUUAUUCACAUCCCCAGAAUCAUUAAGUACCUUAUUCACAACCCCUCCCAAAAUCAUUAUGUCCAUUAUUCACAUCCCCAGAAUCAUUAAGUCCAUUAUUCACAUCCCCUCCCAGAAUCAUUAAGUCCAUUAUUCACAUCCCCUCCCAGAAUCAUUAAGUCCAUUAUUCACAUCCCCAGAAUCAUUAAGUCCAUUAUUCACAUCCCCAGAGUCAUUAAGUCCAUUAUUCACAUCCCCAGAAUCAUUAAGUCCAUUAUUCACAUCCCCAGAAUCAUUAAGUACCUUAUUCACAACCCCUCCCAAAAUCAUUAUGUCCAUUAUUCACAUCCCCAGAAUCAUUAAGUCCAUUAUUCACAUCCCCUCCCAGAAUCAUUAAGUCCAUUAUUCACAUCCCCUCCCAGAAUCAUUAAGUCCAUUAUUCACAUCCCCAGAAUCAUUAAGUCCAUUAUUCACAUCCCCAGAAUCAUUAAGCCCAUUAUUCACAUCCCCUCCCAGAAUCAUUAAGUCCAUUAUUCACAUCCCCAGAGUCAUUAAGUCCAUUAUUCACAUCCCCUCCCAGAAUCAUUAAGUCCAUUAUUCACAUCCCCAGAGUCAUUAAGUCCAUUAUUCACAUCCCCAGAAUCAUUAAGUCCAUUAUUCACAUCCCCAGAAUCAUUAAGUCCAUUAUUCACAUCCCCAGAAUUAUUAAGUCCAUUAUUCACAUCCCCAGAAUCAUUAAGUCCAUUAUUCACAUCCCCUCCCAGAAUCAUUAAGUCCAUUAUUCACAUCCCCAGAAUCAUUAAGUCCAUUAUUCACAUCCCCAGAAUUAUUAAGUCCAUUAUUCACAUCCCCAGAAUCAUUAAGUCCAUUAUUCACAUCCCCUCCCAGAAUCAUUAAGUCCAUUAUUCACAUCCCCAGAAUCAUUAAGUCCAUUAUUCACAUCCCCAGAAUCAUUAAGUCCAUUAUUCACAUCCCCAGAAUCAUUAAGCCCAUUAUUCACAUCCCCAGAAUCAUUAAGUCCAUUAUUCACAUCCCCAGAAUCAUUAAGCCCAUUAUUCACAUCCCCAGAAUCAUUAAGUCCAUUAUUCACAUCCCCUCCCAGGAUCAUUAAGUCCAUUAUUCACAUCCCCAGAAUCAUUAAGUCCAUUAUUCACCCUUGUUAAUGACAUCUCACUCUUUACUAUUAAUAUUUCAUUAUUCAUGAUUCUUGAUAAUAACCAUGUUUGUUUUAUUUUUUGGGAUGAAUGUUACGUUAAGUUUUAGAUGUCAAAUCACUUAUCUUUAUAUCUAUCGUAGCACCAUAGCAAUAUAAAUAAACUGUCUGUGUACAGAACUUAGCCUACUUUUCAAAAUGAAAAACAUCAAGUAAUGUCUCUACUUGUUAUGCUAAAUAAAAGUCCAAUGGUUGAACGAUA
Molecule: messenger RNA, 3694 nt
Organism: Salvelinus fontinalis (brook trout)
Lineage: Eukaryota; Metazoa; Chordata; Actinopteri; Salmoniformes; Salmonidae
Gene: dpt
Product: dermatopontin
Exons: 4
Coding region: 841-1443 (200 amino acids)
Biological process (GO): collagen fibril organization
Cellular component (GO): extracellular matrix
Molecular function (GO): extracellular matrix structural constituent
Source: RefSeq, a predicted model, not a curated record